AUGUUGAUUAAAAGAAAAAUGGUAUGAAAGUUACUAAUUCUUAAUAUUAUACAGACAGAUAUCAAUUUCAAAUUUUCUUUUGUCCACCACUGUGCAAUGACACAAGAAAAAAAAAAAACAUUUAACAAGCAGAAAAUUCCCAAGUUUUGACCAUCGAUUAAUAAUUUAUUAAUGCAAUUUUUUCUUUUAUCCCAGGCUUCUUUUGUUUUAUAAAACCAUCCACUGUUCAGUACACAGAUAUUGAACAGUUUCAUUGUUAUUUGCUUUGAAAUAUUUUACACGAUUUAAUAUAUGGUAUAAUGCAAGAGGAAGAGAGUGAAAGUUGCAAAAAUGCAUAUAAUACGUAAAAAUGUGUAAGAUAUUUAAAAUAAGGUAUCAUAAUAUAAUAUACACUAGGUAAAACAAAUUUCUAUUUUAUCUUCUCCUGUUUUACUGAUUGGUAACAGAUGUUGAAUAGUUUUGUGUUAUUUGCUUUGAAAUGUUUUGCAAAAAUAUAUAAUCGAAAAGAGGAUGAUUUUAUGCGCAAAAAUAAACCGAAAAUAUAAAAUAAAAUUAUCUAGUAUAAAAUUUGAUAAAUUCAAAUGUACUUGGCAAAUUUUCAAAAGUUGAUUCCUUUGAAAAUGAAAUCUUAAAUAAGUCAAAAAUAGAAGAAGGUUUGGACAAUUAUUAUUAAAACUCUCGUCAAAUGCGAGAAGAAUUUGUACAAAAUACUGAAUAAUCCAGGAAAUAAUUUUCUAAAUUUUCAUAAAAAUGGAAAGAUAAAUUGUAUUGGUCCAAGCAGGAUAACUUAUGUUUGUCCAAGUUACAGUCUUAUUUGGAAAAUGAAUGCAACUGAAACGAAAACAUUAAGGAAGAAAGCUGCCAAGGAUUUAGAAGAACGUCGUAGCCAUUAUGAACCAUCGCUCGGCCCUGGUAUACCAGAUGAUGUUGAUCAUCUCUUCAAUCUCGAGGAGAAUGAUUUUGUCCCGCACUUCCAGAGGGUAUCCAUAUCCGGUGAAGAUACUUCCGGGGUGCCCUUGGAAGAUCUGCAGCAAGCGUCUCAGUUGUUGGUUCAGGCACUGGCAAUACGUGAAAAAUACAUGAACAAUUCUAAACAGAGCUUUCCUUCCAUCACAUCACGAUUUCUACGUAGCAUCGAUAAAAGGCCAAUAAGCAGUGACGACGAAGUUCAACACGAUGAUCGUAAAGCCAUCGCAGGUAUUUGUUACAUGUUUCAAAAUUUUAGUAUGAUUGACUUUUUCUUUAGCAAUCCUUUUUUGUACGUGAAAACACGUGAACACUUUAACAUUCUCGACAUUUGUAAAUCUUUCAUGACAUAAAGUUAGUUCACAAUGUGUUGUUUCUUAAGGUAAGAAGCUGCAGUCAGAAGUUGAAAGUGAAAUUACGAGCGUUCCAUCCGACGCAGACAUCGAUGCACUGAUCAAAAACGUAUCCUUGACAGGUCCUUUUCCUCCUAUCCUUCGUCUUAUACUUUGCAUCAGAACUCCUUCAAUUCUGCUGCGGUACUCGAAUUUUUUAUGUCGCAAUUUCGCUCACAAACAACUUCAAUUGAGAAAGAGACGCUUUAGCGUCAUAGUUUCCUUGAAAAAAAUUUUUUAACGAUGAAGUAGAUACGAAAAUGACAGAAAGAAUAAGCAGCAGAAUUAUAUCAUCGUUCAUAAUAAGUAUAAUUGUACUGUUGGAUAUAAGAAGAUCACUAGUUACAAAUACUAUUUAUUUCUUAUAUAUAAUAAAGUUGUAAGAUUACCUAUAAUAAUAAGAUAUAAUAAUAAUAAUGAUAAGUAAGAUUGUCUAUUUGAUAUUUCUUCUUUAUGAUUUCAUUGACAUAAUCGGACUUUUAAAUUUUCAUUAUAGUCUUCUUUUAUUGCAUAUCAUAAUGGUUAUAUACAGGAAGCAGUAUUGUUUUUUAAUAUUAUUUUGUUUUAUUUAUUUAAUAUUUACAUAUUAUUUAAAGAAAAUAUAUAAUAACAAUAUAGUAAAAGACUAGUCUUCUUUGUUGACUCAUCUAUCAUUAUACUGCCCAUACCAUUAUGCCAUUCUUUCAGUUUACUAUCUUGCAAUCACAAAAACUAAGAAAUCUUAUGGUUAAUCAAAAAAUAGUUGAAUAUUUUAUACAUAUAAAUUAUUCUAAAUUAAGAUUGAUUAACGUUUGACUUAAAUAUAUACAUAUAUAUGUAUCUUUAUAUAUAUCUUAAAAAAAUAAGUUUUAAACUUUGUUGUAAUUCUGACAGGAUACAACAAUGAAAUUAAUAUAGAUAUAUAGAUACAUUAUUAUAAGCAUUAUUAUAGAUGUAAAUAUUAUAUUAUACAGUUCAGUAA
Molecule: messenger RNA, 2319 nt
Organism: Heterotrigona itama
Lineage: Eukaryota; Metazoa; Arthropoda; Insecta; Hymenoptera; Apidae
Source: the annotation of a GenBank genome assembly